This is a messenger RNA of Cryptomeria japonica (Japanese cedar), 2269 nucleotides long. RefSeq lists its product as uncharacterized. NCBI's taxonomy places the organism in Eukaryota, Viridiplantae, Streptophyta, Pinopsida, Cupressales, Cupressaceae. The record is from RefSeq and is a predicted model, not a curated record. Bases 81 to 536 code for a protein of 151 amino acids. The transcript has 4 exons. Gene Ontology annotation, molecular function: acylphosphatase activity.
ACAAAAUUCCCUCAAUCACCACAUAUUGAACAACCACAACCAGACUGCUAUUUAUUUGAGCAGAUCAGAAAUCUUAUGGGAUGACUGGCUCCUUUGCCCUUCAUACACUCUCAAGAUUUCCUCCCUCUUCAAACACAAAAUUUCUUUCCACUCUCAAAAUGAGCUCGGAUUCGUCAUCAGCCUCAGCCAAAUCUGUGAAUGUGCGGGUGAAGGGCGUAGUGCAGGGUGUGUUUUACCGGAAAUGGACGACGGAAAACGCCCAGCAACUGGGUUUAAAGGGUUGGGUUCGUAACAGAAGGGACGGAACAGUUGAGGCGCUCUUUUCUGGGGACACUAAAUCUGUUGAUGAUAUGCUGGAAAGAUGCAAACGAGGGCCGCCUGCAGCAAUUGUAACGGGAGUUGAUGUUAACCCUUCUCAGGAAACCGUGGGCGAAACCUUUGACAUGAAACCUACUCAGUUUGAUUCAGCUGGCCAUUAUUUUUGGAUGUUUCCCGUCUUCCGCCAUUUUAAGCGAUUUUCAAAUUUUCUUUUUUAGUUCUGUAAUUCAUUGGAGACACGAUAAUUAUUUCAGGCUAGCUGUACUUUAACAGUUGCAUUGAUCUAUUUUUAUGUUAUUAGACAUCAAUAUACUUUCUUUCUUUUUCCAUAAAUGAUAAACCUAGACAACUGAAGGAGACUGAGAGUUACAGCUCGAAUAAGGAAAACUAUAAAGAUUUUUUUGUUUGAAAAUAAAUGGUUGGUGAAUCUUUUUCAUACAAUUACUUAUAUUAUAGGCUUAUUUGAAGGAAACAGAGUAUUUACAGUUUGGUAGUUCUAAUAACUUGAAAUUCUUGAUGAAUAUUUAAGAAAAAAUACCAAGUGGCAAAUUAAUUUUAAAAAUUUUUGCCAAAAAAAGUUUGAGCGCUGAUGCCAAAUUCAAAGUAUACUUGAUCUUCUGUACCGCCUUUGUGAAUCCUCACUACAAUACCUUUAGUCUACCAAUUCGUCCAAGUCAUCAUCCCUACAUUGUCCAAUGCCUUAUUACAUGUGGUGGCACUUCGAAUGCAACAAUCUGCUAAAAACUUUGUUAUUUAUAAAAAUUUCCAAGGUGAAGAACAUAGAUGUCAAGAACAGAUAAAGGCUGAAGGAAAGUAUAACUAGCUGAAGAAUCAUGUGAAGCUAUUCAUCUCUUUUAAGACAUUCAUGUAUGGAAUUAAUCUUUUUUUGGAUUCCUUUCUGAAAUGUGUGGUUGUCACAAAAAGAUCUUCAUUUCAGUAUGGGAGGAGAGUAUGGUGGCCAUCUCAAGUUUAUUUAGGAAUACUUGCAGCCAUAUCCCUGACUAAUGCACAGUCUUCUGAGGUUAAGUGCCCUUUGUUCAUCUUGUUCCAUGUCAAUCAGUCUUAACAUAUUUGUAUUGGAAAUCACUACACUCGGCAAAUUAGAAAAGUAAUCCAUAGCAGCUACCUGAAUUUCUGAUCAUGGCAACCUGAAGUUAAUGUGUCACAGGCAUCUUGUUUCAAUCCUCAUUUGACAUUCCUUGGGUCUUACUGUAAUUGGUUUCAGAACUUUUAUCAUGGGUAACAAAAUCUUGAUGCAACAUCUAGGAUUUGUAUGAUGGGGAGAGAAGAAUUUUGUUUAGGAUGUUUCCAUCCCAAAUAAAUGCCAAGGGUUAUAUUAUUAUGUGAGUUAUGUCCCCCUUGCAGUCUUCUGCUAUUACUUAUCUUAUUCUUAAUGGGUGGAGAUGAAACUCUUUCUAGGCUCCCGGAACUUGAAAGUAUUAGUAAGAUCAACUCCCCACUUGUAUGCUAAAUCGGCAGCCUAAAAUAUGAAUAAGUAGAUCGUUGCAAGGUGGGCUAGAAAUGACAACACCAUUUGAACGAUUGAUCAUUCAAUUGAAUUACUAUGCAUAAUAAGAUGUUUUUGAGAGAUUGAAUGAUGAUAUUCAUCUCUCUCCAGGUUCAAGGAUGACUAUCUGCAAUUGAGAGUCAGGAGUACCUGCUGAAGAGAACCUUUCCAUAAUAUUGUUUGUAGCAUGCUCAAGAUGAAAGGCAUAUAUUAAAAUUGGUUUAAUCCAAAUGAUCCUGAUGGAUGCUGUCACCUGCUGCUGUGCCUGGAUUUCUCUAAGAGCACCAUCUAAGUUGAAAUUUAUGCAUCCAACAGGUGCCAAGAUCUAACUAAAGUUCUAGGGAUGUGCCCAAUUUUGAACUUUCUGAGAAGUUUGGAUUUUUAAGCAAUUCAUUCUGAACAUUCCCAGUUUUCGCUAAAUAACUAAAAAGCAUUUCAAUUUGA